Molecule: messenger RNA, 3726 nt
Organism: Strongyloides ratti
Lineage: Eukaryota; Metazoa; Nematoda; Chromadorea; Rhabditida; Strongyloididae
Product: Centaurin-gamma-1A
Exons: 7
Coding region: 1-3726 (1241 amino acids)
Cellular component (GO): nucleus
Molecular function (GO): protein binding; GTPase activity; GTP binding
Source: RefSeq, a predicted model, not a curated record
AUGCCUUCAUUUUGGAGGAGAUCAUGGAAAGGUAGUGUUAUUGCUUCAACACCAACAACACCAAAAGAUUCCAAUUCUGUUGGUGGUAAUGAAUUUUUUCUACAUCAUGAUGAUAUUGAAUUUAUUGAUGGAUCUCCGACGCGUUUACUUAAAGAAAAUAGACGAAGUUUUGAUUUAUUUAAUAAUACAAAAGAUGAUAUAAUAUUCAAUUCUUUUAAUAGAUUUUUUAAAAAAAGAAACUCCUAUCAAAAUAUUGAAUCAUUUAAAGGUAUCCAGUUACCGAGUACUGAUUUGAUAAGGAGGAGGCAAUCUAAAAUGAAUAGUAAUACAGUAUGUGAAGAUGGCAAGAAUAAGGAAGGAGUUAUAAUAAAUAUGACCAUAUAUGGUAGAAAUGGAAAACCAUUAGUUUUUACUGGUUAUAAUUCUUCUACUCUUGUAACUAAAUCUUCAGCUGGAGUAACUACAAAAUUUAAUAUGAAUAUGACUAUUGGUGCAGGAUGUGAAGAAUUUUUUAUUAACUCUUCAUCAUCAGAUGAUGAUGAUGAUGAUGAAGAUAUCACCCCCUAUUCUUCUAUUAAUAAUUUUAAAAGUAAAAAUUUACAUUCUGUAUCUUUUUAUGAACCAUCUACAACUAGUGUCAAGAAAAGAUCUAGUAAAUUUGAAACUUUUAAAUCAAAACUUUCUUUAAGUAAAGCUUCAUUUGCCUCAUUAAAAGAUUUAUUUAUUAAAACACCUAAAUCUAAAGAUAUAUUAAAAAAAAAUAAAAAAAGUUCUAUUCUUGGUAAGAGAAGUUGUGAUAAAAGUUAUUGUAAUAUACAAUCUAAUAAUAAUUAUACACCUAAAUCUGUUUUGGCUAAAAGAUCAAGAAUUAAAAUAAUUCCAUCUGAUUUGGAUGAUUCAUUUAAAUAUCAUCAAGAUGCAUUUGUCAACAGUCACGAAUGGACAAUAAGCAGAAAUGUUUCAGAAAUGAAAUUAGGCAUUGUUGGUACUCCACAUAGUGGAAAAACAGCACUUGUAAAUCAUUUUUUAACAGGAGCUUAUUCAAGAGAAGAUUCACCAGAAGGCGGAAGAUUUAAAAAACAAAUUGUAUUAGACGGACAAUCUUACUUAUUAUUAUUGAGAGACGACGGAAGUGUAAUUCCAGGAAAAAAUUUUGCUAAUUGGUUAGACGGUGUGAUAUUUGUUUUUAACGUUGAUUCAAGAGAAUCUUUUGAAUAUAUUUAUACUUUUUAUCAAGCAAUUUCAAAACAUAGAAAUAUGUCGGAAUGUCCAAUGAUUUUGGUUGGUUCAUUGGAUACAAUAAGUUCUAGUAGUCCACGAGUUGUUAGUGAACAUGAAGCUAGAUCAUUAGCUGUUAAAAUAAAAAAAUGUGCUUAUUAUGAAACAUGUGCUACAUUUGGUCUCAAUGUUGAAAAUGUUUUCAAAGAUGCUUGCUCUAAAAUUGUUUUAUAUCGGUUAAAAGUAUUUGGAAGUCCUGCUAUUGUUGGUGGUACAAAAAAUAAUUCAUCAUCUCAAUAUUCUAAUCAAGAAUCUGGUCACGAAAAUCAAAAUACUCAUUACGCUGUUCCACAUUCAUCUCAAACAUUGAACCGUGGUAGUCGUUCUUCAUCAAGAAAUAGUUGUGUUAGUAAUAUUCUUACAGAAAAAGAUCGUGAAAGUAAACGACACUCACAAUACAUAUCUUCACAAAAUUUUUUAAAUUCUGUCAAAGAAUCACCAUCAAUUAAUCAAAAAAUAUUAGAUAGAGGCUCUUCAGCUACUUCAAUACCAUUUAUUCCACCAUUACCAAUUUCAAAACCGCCAUCUAUGGCUCCACCAGAAUAUAGUGGUAUUGUUAAAAAUAAUCCAAUUAAUCAAGAUUCAGUGGAAGGAGGUACUACUACUACUACUACAACAACCCCAACAACAAAUAAUCUUCUUCCUAAUCAACAACAUUCUGGCAGUAAUAAAAUGCCAACUCCAUCAUCUACUCCAAAUACACAAAGAAAACACCGCCGUAUUUCUAACAUAUUUCAUAGACAUCAUGAUGAUAAACAAUCACCUGCACAGAUGCUUCAAAAUUUAGGGGGCGGUCGAGCUAUUCCAAUAAAACAGGGAUUAUUAUAUAAAAGAAGUACUAAAUCAUUAAAUAAAGAAUGGAAAAAGAAAUAUGUUUGUCUUUAUUCAGAUGGACGAUUAUGUUAUCAUCAAAAUCUAAAAGAUUAUAUGGAUAAGGGAUCUCAAGGAAAAGAAGUAUUUCUAGGAUUAGCUACUGUCAGGUUAAGUGGUCGACCUCGUCCACCAAGAAUUACGCAACGCGCAUCAGUUGCUGUUCCAUCAACUAGCGGUAAAGAAAAUCUUGGUCCAUUACUUAAAACAGGUAGAUAUUCAUUAGCUCCUAAUGAUGAACUUCUUGCAUCAUUAUCUAAUCCAACACUUGAUAUUCCUUCAAAUGGGACUGUCAGUCCGUCAGCUGGUGACGGAACUUCUGGUGGAUCUGAUGGAGGUGAUCAGGUUACAUCAACUACUGGAAGUAUCUCAAGAGCAACUGGUUCUUCUAUCAUAAAUGCAAUUAGUGCAGGAAGUAAUUCUGUAUUAAAAAAGAAAAAAGGCCAUCGUAGACUAGGUUCAAGUACUAAAAAUGAUGAAGAUGAAGAUUGUGAAUUUGAAAUAAUAUGUUUUGAUCAAAAACGAUGGGCUUUUUGUGCUGCUAAUGUUGAAGAACGAGAUGAAUGGGUAUCAAAAAUAGAAGAACAGAUUGAGAAAGCUUUAACUGAAAAUAAAUCAGAGAAAAAUGAAAAAUCAUCUAGAGUUCAUGGUAAGAAAGAACAAAUUGAAGCUCUUCACAAUAUUCCUGGUAAUGAUAAAUGUGCUGAUUGUAGAGCAACAAAUCCAAUAUGGGCUUCAAUAAAUUUAGGAAUAUUAAUUUGUAUUGAAUGUUCUGGUAUACAUCGUAAUCUUGGUACACAUAUAUCAAAAGUUAGAUCACUUGAAUUAGAUGAUUGGCCAAUUGAAUAUUUAGCUGUAAUGAAAGCAAUUGGUAAUACAUUUUCAAAUAAAAUUUGGGAACAUAAUGCACCAAAAGAUAAAAAGCCAUUACCAGAUUCAACUAGAGAUAUCAAGGAAUUAUGGAUUAGAAAUAAAUAUGAACAGAAACGUUUUCUUCCAGCAAUACCAGUUGAUAGAACUUUAGGAAGACAAUUAUUUGAUUCCAUUAUUGCAAAAGAUCUCUAUAAUGUUUUAUUAGUGCUUUCAAGAUGUAGUGACAAAGAGAUAAAUGGGUUGUAUACUGAUUAUGAUAAAAGAGCCCCAAUACAUUUAGCAUGUGCUGUAGGUUCUGUUGAAAUCCUUCAACUUCUUUUAUGGCGGAAUGCAAAUUUUAAAGUUUUAGAUGCAAAUGGACACUCAGCAUUAUGGUACUCUAAAAACAAUGGUCAUAAAGAAUGUGUUGAUGUAUUACUUCAUAAUGGACUUGAAGAUGGUUAUGGAUGUAAAGAUAUACCAAAAAAAACAACAUCCCCAUCAUCAGUAGAUCAAAUGAUUAUUGGAAGUUUAGGGAAUCGUGAUUUUACCACAACACAAAGGGGAGAUAAUUCAGUAUCAUUAAGAGGAGUCUCCGUUACUAGACCAACCAUAUCGAAGUUCCAUAUAGAUGGUUCUUUGGAUCAAAAAGCAAACUAUAACUUUAAUGAAGAAGAUGAGGUAUCCUCAGAAAUUCAAUUUAGAAAAGUAUAUGAAUUAAAUUAA